Molecule: messenger RNA, 1354 nt
Organism: Ornithodoros turicata
Lineage: Eukaryota; Metazoa; Arthropoda; Arachnida; Ixodida; Argasidae
Product: aklaviketone reductase DauE-like
Exons: 6
Coding region: 867-1352 (161 amino acids)
Source: RefSeq, a predicted model, not a curated record
UUUAGAUCUCUCUCUUUUUUUUUUUUAAGUCGCUGUUUUUUUUAUCAACAAAUUUUGAGAAACUUGCGGGUGUCAUCAGAGACAGGUGACAGAACUCGCGCAAUUGUAACCGAAGAACCUUCCUGACCUUUAUCCAUGCCUUUAGGCACGGAUGAGCCCUAGACUUACGAUUCUCUCUAGACUUACGUUUGCGUGAAGUUGAUGUCUCUGACGUACUGUACUCACUUCAGGUGCUUCGUCGUGUGCACUAGUGAUGCAAAACUAUUGAUAGUUGGCUAUUGCUGCUUGCAGUGCAUCCAUACAUUACAGCUAAAUGGAAAGAACUUGUGCCACACACGAUUCUGUUUUCGUUGUCACUGUGCAAGUGCAAAAACAAAGAGGGGAAUUAAAUGAUUAUCGUAACACUAUUGAUACUACUAUCAAUCGCCGACUAUCGAUAAUUUUUUGGCACUAUCGAUUGUUUUGAAAAGCUAUCAAUUGUAUCGAUAGUCAAUUUAUCAAUAGGUUUGCAUCACUACUGUGCACUCCUCCUAGCUUCCUCAUUGCUCCAUUUAUGAAUGUAAUUUCAAAUAUGGGAAAAAAACAAAUCUGAGGUGGGCCAUGUGAAUUCCCACAUGAUCUCAGUGUGGGCAACGAAAGCAGCUGGCAACGCAAUAUGCCCGAGUUACAAAGUUUUGUGCAUCAGGCAAGAAAUGCUCUGUGCUGUACAUAUUAGUCACACACAGGAAAAAGCUUCCUUGGUGGUGAUGAACAUUUUGGUCCCACUAAAUGAGAUGUGUACCCAGUCUAUGCUGUCAGGCCAUUGACAAUUCGAGGCCAAUGCCUCAUCCACUAAUGAAAACACACACAGCAAGUUUCAUGGUUUAAUGGCAUACAAUGUCAGCAAGGCCGGCUUGGAUCAACUGACGAGAACAGCUGCACUUGAGCUGGCUCCCGACGGAGUUCGUGUCAACGCUGUAAACCCUGUUGUCAUUGUCACGGACGUGCACAAGCGUGGCGGUAUGAGUGAAGACGACUAUGCCAAGUUCUUGGAACACAGCAAGACAACUCAUGCCCUUGGACGAGUGGGACAAGUCCAUAGCGUUUCUCGCCUUGGACGAUGCCUCCUUUAUCACGGGCCAGACGUUAGCAGUGGACGGUGGACGCAGCGUUAUGUGUCCACAAUGAGGAUGCAAGUAUGGAAGCAGAGGCGUUUGAAUGUAAGCACAUUUGGAAGGCUAGCAAAGACUUGCAAACAAACUGCUGAGCUAGCUAGAUUAUCCGCAGUACAUAUCUAUAGCCUUGAUGCUGUUUUCAUAAUGACUGUGUUGCAAAUACUUACACAGUGCAAAAACAAACCAACUGUUCAUUGAGG